ACCGUCUCCAGUCUCCUCCCACUUUCGGUUGUUGUUGCCCCUACCCCGUGUCAGACGCGCCUUGUUACCCAUCGCGCAUCAGCCUUCAGACAUUGAGGAGUAACCCUUGAGAGAUUCAAGGACGAAAGAAAAAAAAAAAGAAGAGAAAGGGAAAAAAAAAAGAAGAAGAAAAAAGAUCGAAGAGAAAAGGAUCCUACGAUCAAUGAGCGCGGUAGUGUGAACAUCACUUGGUUCGAAACUAUCUCUGCACUCUCCUCCCUAUCUCCACGAUGGAUCCCAGAUCUCACCCUUCGCGGCCUCCGUCGACUUCCCUCCCGCAGGGUUCGACUCCUCUGUCGAGUAUGCCAAUGCCUCAGUACCAGAUGCAGCCUCAGUAUCCUGUGUCGCAGGCACACACUCUGCCUCCUCUGCAGCCGCAUCACAGUCAGUCGCCGGCGCCUCACUACAUGGGCCAGCCGUAUCGCCCUGACAUGUCGCGCUAUCCCACAACGACCGCUCAUGAAAUGUACGCGUCUUCUACGGCGCCCAUGCCACCGCAUACCACGGUGGGCAGCCUGCCUCCAUCGUCGUUCCUCACGCAUUCGGCCCAGCACGCGCCUUCGCAGCAGCCGCAGCAGUACCACUCCCCCCAUCUGCUGCCCCCAGCGUCCAGCGCCCAGAGCUACCCUCAGCCCAUUGCACCCGCACCUCCGCGUGACCGCCGACCGGACUUUGCCUCUGUGCCGUCCGGUGCGUUCAGCUAUCCCGAUGGCAAGGCCCCCGUUUGGGCGAGCCCGGACAUGACGGGAGCAAAUGGUGCCGCUUCCUAUGGAAAGGAGCCGCCACGCACUCAGGUUGUCGGAUCUCAGGGAAGGAGAGGCAUCCUCCCGAGCGUCCCGGGUCGGGCGGCGGUUGGCAAUGGUGUCAACGGUACUACCAAGAACACCACCAUUCCUGCAAAGGAUGCGGAUGGAAAGUUCCCCUGUCCUCACUGUAACAAGACCUAUCUGCACGCGAAGCACCUUAAGCGUCAUCUCCUCAGACACACCGGUGACCGGCCUUACAUGUGCGUUCUCUGCAAGGACACGUUCUCUAGAUCCGACAUCUUGAAGCGCCACUUCCAGAAGUGCUCUCUCCGACGAGGUAACCCGACGGGUGCGAGCCAUUUGUCGCACCCCCAGGCACACCUGAAGAGGUCACAAGCAGCGGCGAAUGCUGCCAAACCUGUUCAGGACGAAGUCAGUAACUCCAUCCCGCCUUCCAAUGGCUUAGUGGGUACGACUUUCGGCGAGGGGGCCGUGAACGGUAAUGGGCUGGCCUCCAGCCGGCCCGGGUUCACGGAGCAGCAGCCUCUGGGAUUUUCGAUGUCCUCUGUCAAUGGGAUGAACCGUGGUCAUACGGACAACGCGUACUCCCCUGGGCAGGCGCAUCAAAGAGCCUCUUGGAUGGCUGCACCCAAGCAGAACCCGUACCUCGUCCAGCCUGGUAAUGAUGCACAUGGCCACCAACUGAAUGUUGACCUUCCUCCCAUUGAACAGGCUAAACCUCCGGUUGUUCACCAAGACCCCAAGCGUCCAGUCAUGCCAGGACAGCACCCGAACCACCCCGGCGAGAUUGACUGGACCACGAUGUUUCAACCCGGAGCUCACGAUGGUUACAUCAACACGGUGUUCCCUCAGUCUAUGGCGCCAACCCACGAACCGAUAAAUGCGCAGGUCAAUGCACAUGUCGAUGCCGAAAGGAAGUACUACCCCGCUACGACUGCAGGACAUCAGGAGGGCGGAUUGAAUGGUCUUUACCUGGCGUCGACCACGUUGGGCGGUGAUGGUACGUUCUGUCCUACUACUCCGGGUGUAAGAGAAGUUGUUAGCAGGUAGCGGUGGACUGACGGAUUUGGUUUUUUUCUCUCUUGUUUUCACAGGCACUGUCCAGCCUGCAAGACAAUAAAGCUACAGCUGAAAGAAAGGAAUUGUCCGAUGGCCGAUUUGUGAGAUGUUAUCGCCCUUGAUUUCAAUUUUAGAAAAGUCAUGGUCACUUUGGCUAUGCGUUGUUAUGGG
Messenger RNA from Paecilomyces variotii, 2036 nucleotides. Its product is annotated as C2H2 transcription factor. NCBI's taxonomy places the organism in Eukaryota, Fungi, Ascomycota, Eurotiomycetes, Eurotiales, Thermoascaceae. The record is from RefSeq and is a predicted model, not a curated record. The transcript is spliced from 3 exons. Gene Ontology annotation, cellular component: chromatin. Gene Ontology annotation, biological process: regulation of transcription by RNA polymerase II. Gene Ontology annotation, molecular function: DNA-binding transcription factor activity, RNA polymerase II-specific; RNA polymerase II cis-regulatory region sequence-specific DNA binding. The coding region runs from base 270 to 1856 and encodes 528 amino acids.